AUGGUGAACUUAUUUCUUGUAGUACUUGUCAUUCUUGUUGCUAAUGCACCAAUUUCAUUUAGUUUAGCAUCUACUUCCAAUCUUGAACGGGCAAUCUUCAGCUUUGGUGAUUCCAUUUUGGAUGCCGGAAACAACCACUUCAACAAGAACUGCACGGCUCAGGCGGAUUUCCCUCCCUAUGGAUCGAGUUUCUUCCACCGCCCCACGGGGAGGUUCACUAAUGGAAGAACAGUUUCUGAUUUCAUUUCGCAAUUCAUUGGCAUCGACGUCCAGAAACCCUUCCUUGAGGCGCAGAUUGCUGUUUCUAAUGGGAGUUGGAAGGCUUAUCCCUCCAAUGGCAUCAACUUUGCAAGUGCCGGCAGUGGUGUUUUGCAGGCAACAAACAAGGACUUGGGAAUCACCCCAAUACAAGUCCAAGUACAACAAUUCAAAACCCUAGUAGAGCAAAACCACAUAGCUCAAACUCUCGUCAAAAAGUCCAUCUUCUUCUUGGAGUCAGGUUCCAACGACGUCUUCAACUACUUCCUACCAUUUGACACCCCAACACUUAGCCCCGACACCUACGUGCAAGCUAUGUUGGUAGAAGUUGGGAGAUUCGUCGACGAGAUUUACAAGCUCGGUGGUCGUCGAAUUGCGGUGUUUUCUCUAGGGCCCGUCGGCUGUGUCCCAGCAAGAGCGCUCUUAGGCGCACCUACUAACCGAUGUUUUGGGAAAAUGAACAAAAUGGUGAAACAUUACAACAAAGGAUUGGAAAGUUUGGUCAAGGACAUUCCUGUUAAGUACCCCGGCAUGGUUGGUGUUUAUGGGGCAGUUUAUGAUGUUGUUCAGCGAUUUCGAGCUAUUCCAACGCGUUAUGGUUUUACGGAUGUGUCGACAGCAUGUUGUGGUGACGGGACUCUUGGAGGUGAGCUGCAAUGUGGGAAAGAAGGUUAUAAGAUUUGUGCAAAGCCCAAUGAGUUCUUGUUCUGGGAUUACUUCCAUCCAACAGAACACACUUACAAACUUAUCUCCAAGGCUUUAUGGGCCGGAAACACGGCCCGAGUCAGGCCCGUUAAUCUCAAGACUCUAGCCAGCGUCACCUUUUAG
Molecule: messenger RNA, 1086 nt
Organism: Morus notabilis
Lineage: Eukaryota; Viridiplantae; Streptophyta; Magnoliopsida; Rosales; Moraceae
Product: GDSL esterase/lipase 6
Exons: 4
Coding region: 1-1086 (361 amino acids)
Molecular function (GO): hydrolase activity, acting on ester bonds
Source: RefSeq, a predicted model, not a curated record